CGGGCGGGGCGGCGGGGGAAGAAGCGGGCCCGCCUCCUGCGCUCCCAGGGCCGCCGCGGCGACCUCAGCGGCUCGGCGGACCCGGUGCCGGUGCCGGGGCCGGGGCCGGGCCCACCCUGAGCCGCCGCCGAGCCCGCGGCCGAGAGCCCGGGCCAUGCGGCCGCCGCCGCUGUGGCCGCUGCUGCUGCUGCUGCACCUCCGCGCCGCGGCCCCGGCAGACUCGCCCUCCCAGCUGCCUGCCCCUCGGAACCCGAAGAUCUGGCUCUACAACACGGAGCAGGUCCUGAGCUGGGAGCCGGGGUCGCUGAGCCACGAGGUGGGGCCGGUGGUGUACCAGGUGCAGUUCAAAUACCCCAGCAGCCGUGAGUGGUCCGACGUCACUGUAAGCAGCGUCGGGGUGAACUGUUCGAAGAUCUCGGUGACCGAGUGUGACUUCACCCCCACCAGCUUGUCCCGGGGUUUCCUGCGCUACUUCAACGUCUCCCUGCGCGUCCGGGCUGAGCUGCCGGGGCUGCCGGGGCACGCCUCCGCCUGGGCCUCGGUGCCCUGGUUCCAGCACUACCGCAACGUGACCAUCGGGCCCCCAGGACACGUCUGGGUGACCCCCGGAGAAGGCUCCCUGGUCAUCAAGCUGUCCGCGCCCUUCAACAUCGCCGACCCCUCCAUGGUUACGUUUCUGUAUUACGUCCAUUACUGGGAAAAGGCCAGAAACCCACAGGUGAAAGGCCCCUUCAGGGACAGCUCCAUCGUGCUGCGGGACCUGCAGCCCCUGAGCGAGUACUGCCUCCAGGUCCAGGCCCACCUGCUCUGGAAGUCCCAGGACCUCAGCAGGCUCGGGCGCUUAAGCAACGUGUCUUGUCACGUGACAUCAGCAGACGCCUCCACCAAGCUGCAGCGAGUGGUCCUGGUUGCCGUGGCCACCUUCCUGUCGCUGGCCGGGCUGGCGGGCGCCUGCGUCUUCCUGAUCCUGAGGUUCCGGGGCCUGAUCAAGUACUGGUUCCACUCCCCGCCCGGCAUCCCGGCGCAGAUAGAAGAGUAUUUAAAGGACCCGGCUCAGCACAUGCUGGAGGCCCUGGACCAGGAAAGCCCGGCCGAGGACGAUGCCUGGGAAUCGGUGUCUGAAGUCUCGUCUUCAGAGCAGGAGCAGAGGGCGCUCUCCAGAGCAGAGGGCGCUCCCGCAACACUUUGACCCAAAGCGCUGUCGGCCCAGCCUGCGGGAGCUGGAGCGGGACCCCGAGCCCACGCCACCCGGCCUGCGGGAGCUGGAGCGGGACCCCGAGCCACGCCACCCGGCCUGCGGGAACUGGAGUGGGACCCCGAGCCCACGCCACCCGGCCUGCGGGAGCUGGAGCGGGACCCCGAGCCCACGCCACCCGGCCUGCGGGAGUGAGAGCGGGACCCCGAGCCACGCCACCCGGCCUGCGGGAGCUGGAGCGGGACCCCGAGCCCACGCCACCCGGCCUGCGGGAGCUGGAGCGGGACCCCGCGCCCCGCCACCCCGCCUGCGGGAGCUGGAGCGGGACCCCGAGCCCACGCCACCCGGCCUGCGGGAGCUGGAGCGGGACCCCGAGCCACGCCACCCGGCCUGCGGGAGCUGGAGCGGGACCCCGAGCCCACGCCACCCGGCCUGCGGGAGCUGGAGCGGGACCCCGAGCCCCCGCCCCCCGGCCGGCGGGAGCUGGAGCGGGACCCCGAGCCCACGCCACCCGGCCUGCGGGAGUGAGAGCGGGACCCCGAGCCACGCCACCCGGCCUGCGGGAGCUGGAGCGGGACCCCGAGCCCACGCCACCCGGCCUGCGGGAGCGGGAGCGGGACCCCGAGCCCACGCCACCCGGCUUGUGGUAGCUGUUGCGGGACCCCGAGCCACGCCACCCGGCCUGCGGGAGCUGGAGCGGGACCCCGAGCCCACUCCACCCGGCCUGCAGGAGCUGGAGUGGGACCCCGAGCCACGCCACCCGGCCUGCGGGAGUGAGAGCGGGACCGAGCCCAGCCGCUCACCUGCUCCUGUCAGGACUUGCCAAGCCCAGGACUCCAAGUCCCCACUGUGGACAGGGCCAUCGGCCGGGGGGUACAAGUGUGCCUUGUUGAAGACACGUUUACUUUUUUAAGAAUUUUCUAAUCGUACGAUUUUACCAAUGAUUCUACAGAGAUAUCCCCCAAAAAUGGUUUCUCUUAAACACUAAAAAGGCCUGUCAUUCGUUGUUGGCAAGUGGCCCUGGCGCUCUGGGGAGCUCCCCCGUCGGACCCGCAGGCAGGAGCCGGGCCGCUCCUGGACGCCACGGGUCCCGUCGCCUGUCCGUCACCGCCCCGCUGGCCCAGCAGGGACCCCGAGUGCCUUCACAGCCAGUCCCCGGCUUAAAGUGGAAUUAAUCCUGUAAAUAUUUUCCUAGUAACUUAAGGGUUUUUUUCAACCUCGAAAUAAAAGACUGUAUAGUUAACGUUUUAAAAA
Messenger RNA from Myotis myotis, 2449 nucleotides. It is a transcript of the gene IFNGR2, whose product is annotated as interferon gamma receptor 2. The transcript has 7 exons. Lineage: Eukaryota; Metazoa; Chordata; Mammalia; Chiroptera; Vespertilionidae. Bases 155 to 1189 code for a protein of 344 amino acids. The record is from RefSeq and is a predicted model, not a curated record. Gene Ontology annotation, molecular function: protein binding.